UCUUUACCCACGGUUCCGCACUUUACCCACGGAAACGAGAAAAAAAAUACAAAAAUUUUUCGUCUGCCCAAAACAAUAUCAAACUUUAGGAUAGUAUUCAGUAUAUGUAAUAACACUGCUACACAAACACAACUGCAAACUCCAACUCCCUAACUUUAAAUAAGAUAAGUCAGAAAUCUGAAUCAGUUGUUGCUGGAAGGAAAAAAUAAGAUGAUUUCGUUAAAGCUUUUUCGAAUAAGUUUUCGAAAUUUUCCAAUAAAAACUAUGUUAUAUCACACUUUUUCGAAAAAAACAGUUUCCUACAGUUACAGGAAAUCGAUUAUUCCACCUGUGUUGUUGUCUUCGCUAAACCAAUUCGGAUCGGAGUCCUCUCACCGUGCUGAGUUUCUUAAUGAGAUUCCUAUACAAAUAUAUGAGAAAGUUAGUCAAGAAACUCUAGAGAACUUGUGUGAGACAAUAGACCAUUUGCUGGAAGAAAAGUAUCCUUCUGAAUUUGAUGUUUCACUCUCAAAUGGAGUACUUACAAUCCAACUUGGACAGCAUGGCACUUAUGUGAUUAAUAAGCAAACACCCAAUAGACAAAUUUGGUUGUCUAGUCCAACAUCUGGUCCAAAACGUUAUGACUACAUCAACAGGCAUUGGGUUUACUCGCAUGACAAAACCAAUCUUGAUGAAUUGCUGAACAAAGAGUUCAGUAAUAUAUUGAAUGAAUAUGUGGCAAUAGUUUCACUACCAUUUUGUGAAUCCUGAGCAGUUUAUUAAAUUUCAUUGUUUAAACCUAAA
Messenger RNA from Daphnia pulex (common water flea), 783 nucleotides. RefSeq names its product frataxin, mitochondrial-like (gene fh). The record is from RefSeq and is a predicted model, not a curated record. Gene Ontology annotation, biological process: iron incorporation into metallo-sulfur cluster; intracellular iron ion homeostasis. Gene Ontology annotation, cellular component: mitochondrion. The transcript has 4 exons. Lineage: Eukaryota; Metazoa; Arthropoda; Branchiopoda; Diplostraca; Daphniidae. Gene Ontology annotation, molecular function: ferroxidase activity; ferrous iron binding; ferric iron binding. Bases 211 to 750 code for a protein of 179 amino acids.